Molecule: messenger RNA, 3165 nt
Organism: Phaedon cochleariae (mustard beetle)
Lineage: Eukaryota; Metazoa; Arthropoda; Insecta; Coleoptera; Chrysomelidae
Source: the annotation of a GenBank genome assembly
ACUUCCACUUCGGUUAUCAUUUUGAUUAGUGUCAUGUGAAUUAGCUCCUGAUUCUGAUUCCAACUGGAGAUAUUCCCGAUCGAUAGUCAUGGAGAAGAGGAUUCACAGUCUGAUAAGCUUUUGGAUUUUCCUGUCCUUCGUCACUGUUGAAUGUCUAGGAGAAGACUAUAGUAUAACGCAAAUAACUUCCAGCUCCGGAUUGUACUAUGAAAAAAUCGGAGAUGUGCUUUUGUCAAAUAACAAUUGGGAGUUUGUAACCUCAGUCGACUACGAUGGAUAUCUUGUUUUCUAUGAAUAUCUGCACACUCAGGCACAAGAACUCCACAAGUUUUGCCAGGAAUACAAAUCACAGUACUGCGAAGAGAGGUUCAGUAUAAUCAAAACUGGAUUGAACAGGAUAGACGAAACAGACGAAAAUAUGGCAAAUUUUCUCGGAAUCAAAACCGAAAACAGGCGAGUGAAAAGAUUCUGGAAUGAGAUAAAGAACGCCUUUUCAGCCAUAGGUAGAGGGAUCAUUACUGUUGCCAGAACAGUUUUCGGUGGUGGAAGUAACCAACCAAAUCUUGCCAUAUACGACCAACAAAUAGCAGGUCUACAAUCUGGUCAGAGAGAUCUGGAGAACAAGCUCAACCAACAGACAACACUAUUCCUAGUCGACGCUGAAAGGAAGAAUCAGCAAAUCCAGUGGUUGGAGAAAACUCAGGGGGAAAUACAAAACAGAAUCGGAUCUCUCGAGAACGAUUUCAAAAAGGAUGCAGCCGAGAAAGCGAAACAAAUAAAAGAACUGUCGAAUAUGUUAAACGAAACAAACAACAAACUGAAAGAGCAAGAGAAAAAACAGAAGAAAUUGGAAGGGGAUGUCGAAGGUAUCAAGAACAAAAUUCUGAAAAUAGACGAGCAGAUCAAAACUAUAAGUGAAGAUGUAGUGAAAAACACAAAGAGUAUCAAUGAACUAGAACUGAAAGUCAAACUGAACUCUCUGUCUAUAGAUUUUGGGUUUUUGAUGACUCAAUUCGAAACGGAACAGGCUAAAUUGUUUGAUGUCAUCAAGAAAGCUAAACAAGGCAGCUUAGAUCCUUACGUUUUGACUCCAUUGAAUUUGAUCGAGAUGCUUCAGGAAAUUCAAGGUCAUCUAAGUGAAGAUCAUCAGUUUCCUUUCUACCCUAGCAUCGAUAAUGCUCGUCAUCUGUAUAAGAUCAUCAAAAUCGACGUUUACUUCUACAAUAAUAAAAUUAUAUUCAUCAUGAAAAUACCACUUGUCAAUUACAAGAAAUUUGGGAUCCACAAAAUAACGAGUUUACCACUUCCUUACGCAUCUAAUAGAUUCAUUUUCAUUUUGCCACAAGAACCCUUCCUAAUUGUGGACAAUAGCUACCACGAAUAUCUUUUGAUGUCCCAUGAGAAGUUCAGAGCGUAUUGUGAGGAAAUUGUGGAUAAACGUUAUCUCUGUAGACAGGUAGAUCAGUUAUCUCGAUCUGAUUCUGAUGAUGAUUGCGAAAUGAAGCUGUUUUCGACUGCUUUGGUCAUACCGCAUUCUUGCAACAAGAGAGCGAUAGAAAUAAAACAAUCCAUAUUUCUUCAACUACAGAAAUCCAGAUCCUGGAUUUAUGCUGCAAAAACAAACGAAUCGGUUAUUAUUUCUUGUGCUGCUACUAGGAAAACAAUCGCCUUGCAGGGGAGCGGUUUCAUAAGUUUGUCAGAAAAUUGUACUGGUCGAACAACUGACUUGGUGCUAGUAUCUCUUCUUGAAUUCACAAAGCCUGUGCUUUCCAAUUAUUCAGCUUCAAUUAAUCUCAUAGAUUUCGUCGAUUCAUCGGAAGUUGAUUAUCAGCAGGUCAAAGGAAUCAAACGAGUAAAAAAAAUAAUUUCACCAUUCGAUUUUGAUACCUUAGAAAAGAAUAGCUUUCCACUUGUUGAAGCAACUGGAAGUUUGACGUGGCUUUACGUUGUUCUACCGUUGGCAAUAAUAAUAAUCCUAGCUACAGUUGGAUUUUUUGUUUAUAAAAAGAAGAUUGACGUGGGCACAAUUCUGACAAUAAUUUGGAAUGGAAUCCCAUUUCUGAAGAAAAAAUCUGUUGAAGAUCAAGAGGACCGACUUAAACUCAAAGUUAAAUUGCAAAAUAAGGAUGAGAAAAUCACCAAGAUAUCGAUGACAGAAGAUCCUAGCUCUAAUGACCCAGACGCAGAAUAUUUGACAGUGAGAUUCAAGGUCAAAAAGCAAAACAAAGAUGUAUCAACUUCAAGAAAUCAAAUAAACAUCAAUGAUAAAUAUUUACGGAUCAAUAGUGUUGAAAAAGUGGAAGAAGAUGAUGAUUAUUUGAAGGAAUUGAGAAAGUUGAAACCAAAUAAUAAAAACUGAAGUGCUACCUACUACAACUGAUAUCACACGACUCAUACUUUUAUACCUAGCAACAGGGGCGGAUCCAGGGGGAGAGGAUAGCAUGGGCCCUCCCUCGCGAACCUCAUAAAUAUGUAAAGAUGUAGGUAUAGUGGAUACCAGAAAAAAUCUGUAUAUGUUCUCAUAACCAUCCACCUGCAACCCACAUUAAAUAUCGAAUAGCAAUAAUUUCAAGAGAACUUUCUUCUUUUUCUAAAUAUAGACAAAUUUCUACAGUGUGAUCUAGAAUUUUUUCUGAAUACAGUGAUGUACAGUCGUAUUCAAAAAAAAGCGUACAAGUAUAUUGGAGGAAGAAAUUAACGUCAUCCUAUUUGCGUAAAACGGGCUAUCGGGAAAGAAUGUUUACCAAAUGUUGACAGUAGAGUAAUCAUAGGUUCUCAAAAACACAAAGCAUUGGCUGAACCAAUUUUACACAACGAGAACUAGAAUGCCGAAAUCUUCUAUGUUUAAUACUUGUACGCUUUUUUAUUGAAUACGACUAUACAUGACAAGAUGACUUUUGAAUAGAAUUAGUUGAAAUUGAAAAUUGAUGCUCAGUUGACAAGAAAUAAAUAUUUUCAUAAAAUUUUGGAAUGCAUCCGAGGAUCAUUAAAUAAUGUGAUAUAAAUAUCACUAGAAUGAAUGUCUUCAACAGAAAUACCAAUACUGAAGGAGGUAAGGUCCACUGGUUGAAAUUAAAAUGACUAAGAUAUGGCAAAGAUAAACUACAUUCCAUUUUCCAUAAAGAAAUUCAGAAUAAUGAAUUUUCAUUCCUUGAGAUAAAUAUC